This is a messenger RNA of Aspergillus affinis, 3915 nucleotides long. RefSeq lists its product as uncharacterized. The record is from RefSeq and is a predicted model, not a curated record. Gene Ontology annotation, cellular component: membrane. The transcript is spliced from 12 exons. Lineage: Eukaryota; Fungi; Ascomycota; Eurotiomycetes; Eurotiales; Aspergillaceae. The coding region runs from base 1 to 3915 and encodes 1304 amino acids. Gene Ontology annotation, molecular function: ATP binding; protein kinase activity; myo-inositol:proton symporter activity. Gene Ontology annotation, biological process: protein phosphorylation; transmembrane transport.
AUGCCUCGACUUGGUCUUCCAAUAGUCGAGUUUCCCGAGGAGCUCAAGGAUGAUGUUCAGCGUCUUUAUGACCAUCAUAAGGAACUCAGCGACGUUGUUGAUGUGAACCUCCUAUUGAAAGGAGCGCAAGUGGCUCGGGAGGGAAGUGGCGCAUCUGGUCUUACUGCUGCUGAGAAACAGGCUGUCGAAAAUGAAGAUCAAUUGACAUUUCUUGAUCAAACGAAAGACCUGAAAGUUACGAUCUUGACGACGGCAUGUGCCGCCAUUACCCAAGGCUGGCAGCAAUCAACUAUAAAUGCAAGCUCUCCUGGGUGGCAACGGGAGUUGAAGCAUGCCGGCGGCGAUUGGAUUAACUAUAGGAUUCUUUCCGGGCUAAUCGACGCCGCCCCUUGGCUAUCCGGCAGUUUAAUUGGGAUAUUUGUCGGUUUCGCGGCUGUCUGGAUCGUAAAUCACGAAUGGAGGGUUCUGCUCGGCACCUCUGCUAUACCGGCCAUCGUGCUACUCUUUCUUGUUUUCCUCUGUCCCGAGUCACCGCGAUUUUUAAUCCGCAGGAAUGAUUAUAGAGGUGCUUUCCUAAGUCUACGUCAACUGAGAGGCACCGAUAUCCAAGCCGCGCGGGAUUUAUACUAUAUUCACUGUCAGUUACAGGCCGAGGCGGAACUCUUACAGUCGAGGACACAAGCCUCCUCUGGACGAGACGAAACGCAACCCGAGGCCCAAUACCCAUAUCAACAGCUGGUGCGGAACAUGUCCUUUCUAAAGCGAGUGUGGUGUCUUUGGAGUAUACCUCGAAACCGCAGGGCCUGUGUAGCUGCGUUUGUGGUAAUGGCGUCUCAGCAGCUUUGUGGGAUCAACGUUCUGUCGUUCUACUCCACAAUUCUAUUCCGUCAAAUGAACACUCCAAAUGACAAGGCUGAGUCGGAUGAUUACGUACAAACCGCUUGGUUGAAUUUUGGCUUUGGUUUAGCCAAUUUUCUUUUCACGAUUCCGGCUUAUCGAUAUAUUGAUUGGAGGAAAGGCCGUCGGGUUCUUCUUCUCUGCUCUCUAGGAGGGAUGCUCAUUACCAUAGCAGCCAUUGGCGGGUUCUUUCGACUGGCGGACGAGAAAGCCCGCCUGGGAACUGUCUCGGUCUUUUCGAUUGUCAUAUUCACAUUUCUCUACGGAAUUGGCGCUGGGCCUGUGCCUUUUACAUUCAGUGCUGAGGUGUUUCCACUUGCCUUCCGUGGAAUGAGCUUCAGUGUAAUGAUAAAUUUCCUCGGGCUCGGUCUUUUGGUGAUGUUCGUUCCAAAGUUGACCGAAGCCUUCGGCUCAAACGGGUUCUCGAACCUGUUGUUUCUUUUUACAGGAUUAAAUGCGCUAGCCUUUAUAUUGGUAUUCUUCCUGGUUCCCAGCGGUACCGCCGGCGUGAGCUUAGAGGCAACCAACCAGAUUUUCGAAACCAAGACAGCGAGCCACGUCAAGGAACAUUUUUCCGAACUGAAACGGAUCGCCCUCUCCGGUGAUGCUGCCCGUCUCGUGAUCUUCAUCCACGUAAUCGGCGACACCUACGAUAUGCCUGACCAGUUCUGCGAAAAUAUUCUUACACUCUUGGGGGAAGAGAUGCAGCAGUGCCAAACCCCCCCACAAAUGUUCAUUUCGCGUGGAGCAUUGCGAGAAAUCUGGUCCCAAUCACGUUUGGAAACAUUCAUCGACCUUUUCGCUCCGGGGUUCGACAAGAGCUCGAUCGCAGAGGUCCAAGAGCGCUAUGUUCAGACACUUUCAAUCUUGGUAUGGAUCAGGUGGGAAGAUUGGGCAAACUUUGGGGCGAUUUUCCUCCAGCAGAAUCGGGCGGAUUGUGAUAUUCCAACGUACGAUUUACCCGGCUUACAGGAUCCGAACUUCCUGGGACACAUGUGGGCAAUUCAUUUCUACAAUGGCAGGUAUAUCUUUUGUCCGAUUGAUAUCUUGGAGGGGCAAAACAUCGAAAGGAGUGAAGGCUGGAGGCUUCCAUUUCUUGAUGGUGGCGGAAAAAUUGGAGGCGGAGGCUUUGGCGUGGUUGACCAAGAGACUAUCGCCAGAGGACACUUUCGCAUCCUGUCUGACCACGACGAUGAAGGACCGUUAGAUUAUAAAAAGAAUCUCGUCGUUGCUCGGAAGUGUUUUACUAUCCGCAGUCAUUUUAAAACCGAGAUGAAGAAUCUCUCUCUACUACGCGCCAGUCUAUCGAAGCAUGAACACAUCGUCUCAUGUCUUGCCACGGUCACCAUCGGACGCGACUUCAACAUUCUUUUCCCCUGGGCAAAUAUGGAUUUGGACAAGUUUCUGGAAGGCCGCUACCGGGAAUUGUCAUCCGAGUUCACCCUUCACGACCUGAUGUCAGAGAUGUUGAAGUUGGCCGGAGCGCUGUCGUUUCUGCACAGGGGUCUCCAACCUCUAAAACAAAAGUGUCGCCACAGGGACCUGAAGCCAUCUAAUAUUCUUUUAUUUUUCCGACGCGGCUUCCCCGUGGGACAGUGGAAAAUCUCUGACUUCGGCAUCUCCAUCAUCGACGAGCCAGACCAAGGCCCGACGACGACCAUAUCUGAAUUUGUGAACAACAACACAUACCCUGUUAUGGAUGAGCCUCGAUACCCGAAUAGCACCUAUCAGCCUCCGGAGGUGCAUAUGGAAAUCCCGUUCGGGCGCCGGAGCGACGUCUGGUCUUUCGGUUGCAUAUUGAUGCGCGUUCUUGCAUUUGGCCUCGGCGGGGAAGAGGGUCUUCGGAGUUUGGAUGAACAGAGGACACUGCACGAUGGCAAUCCCAAAAAUAUGAACGACAGGUUCUAUCGGGUAUCACCGUUGGCUCUUAACCCUCAGGUAGAGUCAUGGCUUACCGUGCUGCCCUCUCAGUAUCCUCAGUACCGCCAAGCGACGGAGAAGUACGCAGACCUCAUAUUCAGAAUGCUUUCUCUCGAUAAAGAAGCAAGGCCAAUAACAGAUACUGUCUAUACAGAACUGGAUAGCAUUCUUAAUCUUGUUCCUUCGGAUUACAGUAUAAAAAAUGCCAAUGACAGUGCGACCAGGUCGUCCAUAUCUGGUCCUCCGAGUCACAAUGGCAUCACAGCAACGGUCGCAUCCCUUGUCAAGGCGAUCAAAGGAAAAGAUAGCGAUGACAUAAAGACCCUUUUGCAUGGCAAAGUCAUGGUCGAAGAGACGUACGACGGGGACAGGCCACUCAUCCACGCGAUUCGUCACUUCCCUGAGGCAGUCCGAAUGCUUCAAACAUACCGGCCCGAACUAGACCUCGAAACCCCCGACUCAAAUGGCAAUACCCCACUCAAAUUAGCUGUCGAGACGAGGAACGCUCACUGGGUCAAAGUCUUACUGGAUGCCGGAGUGAAUAUUAACGCCCCAUCUAAGGAUGGCUUAACCCCGCUGAUGGCCGCAGCCAAAGAUGGGAGCGGUUCAAUGAUCGAACCACUGUUGUUCCGUGGGGCUGAUUGUAAGGCCUACUCGUCUUGUGGAUACACUUGCUUUCAUUAUGCUGCAAUCAAUAGCAUGACGGGAAUUGAGGCCAUUCGCCCCUUCAUUGAAAGGGUAGAUGUCGACAUCACUACCGAGCCCGGCGGUCGAACGCCACUUUUGCUGUUGAUCUAUAAUUAUACCAACACGGCUCUUUGGUGGAAGAAGUUCAAAUAUCUUGUGGCUGCGGGGGCCGAUAUCAAUAAGGCUGAUGAAAGUAAGACGACGCCGCUCUCUGAAGCUGUCCGCAAGCACGCGGUAGAGCUAGCAGAGGUUCUUCUGGAUUGUAAGGCCAUCUAUGGGGAAAAGCCGCCACCUAGGAAUUCAUUCUCCGGUAUGAACAAGGUGUUGAAAAGAAUUCGGGCCCAGAAUGAUAACGAAAGUGUGAGGUCAUUCAGGUCAACAGUACUACUACCGUUCAGGCGUCGUCGAUGA